CUUCUCUUCGAAUAAAAAAUUUAAAAUCUUUGAUGUAGUAGAUAUAUCUAGUCUUCCUAAAAAAUAUAUAUUGAUACGGGCAUUAUUAAACAAUCAUGAAAAUAAAAUAUAAUCUUUUAUCAUUAUUAAUUAUUCUAUGUCACAUUCAAGAUCUUUUAGCUAAAACAGGAGAUAAAGUAGGUAAUUACAAGCUUUUAGUGUUCACGGUUGGAACGGAAAAAACCGAUGGCUUUUUGAGGUAUCAAAGAUCUUCCAAUGUAUUUGGUCUUCGAUCAGUGGUUUUGGGAAUGGAUCAAGUAUGGCAAGGCGGAGAUGUUAGGUACUUUCCGGGAGGCGGUCAGAAAAUCAACCUGUUAAGAAAAGCCCUGAGCUUGGACAUUGAUAAGCAUUACUUCGAAAAAUUCGGCCGAACGCCUCCUAUCGAUAUAUCCAACGAGGUAGAUCACCAUAUAGAUGACGAUAAUCUAACCGAAGAUGAUUCGGAAUUUAGUAUUGCUAAUGGUAAGAUCGAUUACGACAAUUUGAUAGUGCUCUUUACUGACAGUUACGAUGUGAUAUUGAACGGAAACGCCACGAAGAUCAUUAAAGCUUUUUUGUCCACCAAUUCGGGUCUACUAUUUUCUUCCGAAAUCUUUUGCUGGCCCGUUACUUCUUUGGCAGAAUCAUAUCCAGAAAGCGAAUGGAAAAACAAAUAUCUCAACUCUGGAGGAUUCAUCGGAUUCUACCGGAACCUGUCAGAAAUUUUGAAGAUACCAUCUGACAAGAAUUCUAUAGAUACGAAAGAUAUGGAGGUGGAUAUCAUACGAGCCGAUGAGGAUGAUCAAUUAUAUUACACCAAAAUGUUUCUGGAUCCCGAGAUAAGGAAAAAAUUAGCCAUCAAAUUGGAUUAUCAAAACGUAGUAUUUCAAAAUUUGAACGGAGUGCCUCAAGAAGAACUCAAAUUGACGACUCUAAAGGACAAGUACACCGAUACGGAAUCUAUUAGUGAGGACGUGUUCUCGUUCUCUGGAAUUUCUGAUUCAUCUUCCUCCGGCAUUUUAACGGUGAUUAAUGUAGUACACAAGUCAGAACCAAUGGUAAUACACGGCAACGGAAAUUCAAAGAUUCAAUUAAAUUACCUCUCAAAUUACGUACCUUUAGCCUGGUCUGUGGUGGAUGGGUGUCUUUCUUGCAAAGAAAAUACUUUUUCUCUGAGAUCUAAGCAGCUACCCGAAUAUCCUACAUUAUUCUUGCAUUUGCACGUCGACAAGUCAACACCGUUCUUGAGAGAAUUUUUAGCAAAAAUCAGAGGAUUAGAAUAUCCCAAGAACAAAAUAGUGCUCGAUAUCUAUUCUAAAGUAGAAUUGCACGACGACGAAAUAUCGAAAUUUUUGACCGAAAAUUCGAAUAGAUACCUAUCUUCGGCCUGGAAUAAAUUUGAAUACCAAAGUUAUGGAACAGAUCAAAAUUCCGAAGAUCCAACUUCAAAUUCCAUGGUUUACAAAGAGAGGGACGAUAUUUUAUAUCGAUUUUAUCGUGACACCCACAAGCCGCAGUACUUUUUUACAAUCGAUUCGGAAUGCCAUUUGGAUAACCCUAAAACUCUUAUUCUUCUUAUAGAACAAAAUAAAACCAUACUAGCCCCAAUGUUAGCCAGACCCGGGAAAAUGUGGACCAAUUUUUGGGGAGCUCUUAGCCCGUCAGAGUUCUAUGCCCGUUCUGACAAUUACAUCGAUAUUGUUACUUACAAACAAUUAGGCAUUUUCAAUGUUCCUUUCAUCUCUUCGUGCUACCUGAUUCAAAGGCACAAAAUUAUGGCUUGGAUCAAAAAUAUCAAAAUUUCUGCCUUAGCUCAACAGAACAAAAAUGAAAAACUAAUUGGUGAUGACAAUAAUGCAAUUUCAUUCGAAGAUGAGGAAAUGGGUUUAUAUUCGAUGUAUAGAUGGCAGAAACACGACACCGAUAUGGCCUUCUGUCACAACCUUAGAACUAUGGGCGAUUUUAUGUACAUCACUAAUCUUCAAAUGUAUGGGCAUCUAAUCGAUUUCGAAUUUUACGAAACAUCACAUUUCAAUAACGAUCUUUACCAGAUAUUCGAUAAUCCUAAAGACUGGGAAGAUGUUUACAUUCAUCCGGACUGGAAAAAGCAAAUAGAUCCGGAAGUCAAAUUGGAAGAACCGUGUCCUGACGUGUAUUGGUUUCCUAUUUUCACGGAUAGAUUUUGCGAUGAGUUAAUUGAAGAAAUGGAAAAUUUGGGUGAUUGGUCCGGGGGUCGACACGAAGAUCAAAGGCUUGCUGGUGGUUAUGAAAAUGUUCCUACUGACGAUAUUCACAUGAGGCAAAUUGGACUUGAGAGGCAUUGGCUUCAUUUCCUUAAAAUGUAUAUUACACCAAUUCAAAUCAAAGCUUACCCGGGGUAUCAUCACGAUCCACCGGAAGCAGUCAUGAAUUUCGUAGUUAGAUACAAGCCAACGGCUCAAUCCUAUUUGAGACCUCAUCACGAUUCCUCCACUUUCACCAUAAAUGCCGCCCUAAAUCGUUAUAAAAUUGAUUACGACGGGGGUGGAGUCCGUUUCCUACGCUACAAUUGCAGCAUAAUCGAUACUAGGAAGGGUUGGAGUUUUAUCCACCCUGGCCGUUUAACGCAUUACCACGAAGGUCUGCUCAUUACAAACGGAACUAGAUAUUUAAUGGUUUCAUUCGUUGAUCCUUAGCUUAAUAAAAAUCUUAUACAUUUUUCUUCUUAUAGCCUAUUUAUAAUGCCGAAUUAUUGCGAAUUUAUUUGUAAAUUUUUUAAUUUUUUUUAAAAUAUUCAAAUCGACGAAAUUUAUUACUUAAAGUUUCUUAUUUAAAUAAUAAAUAAAAUUUUAAUUUAAUUAGGAAAAAUAUUUGUGAUGUAAUUUUUAAUUUUUCUUCUCUUAUAUCCUUCCUUCUCAAACUUUUUUAAAAUACCCUUUUUUUAAACUAUCAAAAAAUUUUAACAACGCAUUUUUCGCAAAGCAGUCAAAGAUCUCUCAUUCUUAUACAUUAUAGAUUAUCUGAUUGACGAUUCAUAAUCUCCUUCCAUUUGUUUGCAGAAAAAAUAAUCAUACUUUAUAUUUGGGCAUUUUUUUUUACUGCUUUAUUUGACCAUUAUAUAACCGCCCUAAAAUAUACAUCUUAGGACUGUUACAUGAAGGUCGAAUAUGACUAAUGAAAAGCACUAAAACAGCUUUUCGACAUAGGGUUUUAAAGAAACAUUAGAAUAUGUGUAAUAAUAUUAUAAUAAAACACCUACAGACUUUGCACGAUUUAAUUUCAGGAUCUUAGAAUUCAUUUUUCGAAUCUCAUUUUAUGUAAGAAGAUUAAAAUUGGUGACAGUCUGUUAUGUCAAAAUAAUUGCCUUAUCCCUAUCUUAGCUAUUUUAAUAUUUAUUUUCGAAAUUAGCUUCAUUUUUUUUUCAAAAUCGAAUUUAUUAUAUUUAUUUUUUUUACUUAUCGCUUAUUAAACAAAUUAUCAUAGAAAUAUAUAUUUUUCAAACUUAUAUUAAAUGCAUUCAUUAAUUCCUUGCAUUUUUUUACGCGCUCAAAUGAUAUUAUACCCCCCCCCCUCCCCUCCCUUUUUAAAAAAAUUUAAGAUAUCGCUGUUUUUUAUUUCAUCAUAAUUUAAAUAUUAUAUUGUGUCAAAUCGUGUUAAAGAAACUAAUUUUAUACAUUUUUAAAAAAUAUUAUUAAAAUACUUUGCUAUAUUACUAUAAGGUACACUCAAGUCCUCCAACUGACCUAUUUUUUUAGGCCAUAUCUGGUCGGCUCGAUUUUUUAAAGCUUCGGGAUGACUCGGAAAGGUCAUCUAAACUCAUAACUGAAAAUCACAAAAAUAUUUUCAUUUUUUAAUUAUAAAUUCGCAUAUUUUUUUAAAAUUAUAUUUACUGUUAAUUAUUUAUUUUUUAUACAUUUUCUUGAAAGAGUUAUUCGUAUAAACGCAUGGUAAGAAAAUAAAAGUUUCUUUGUGGGUUC
Gordionus sp. m RMFG-2023 is the source of this 3974-nucleotide messenger RNA. RefSeq names its product procollagen-lysine,2-oxoglutarate 5-dioxygenase-like. The coding region runs from base 96 to 2693 and encodes 865 amino acids. Lineage: Eukaryota; Metazoa; Nematomorpha; Gordioida; Chordodea; Parachordodidae. Gene Ontology annotation, cellular component: endoplasmic reticulum. Gene Ontology annotation, molecular function: procollagen-lysine 5-dioxygenase activity; iron ion binding; L-ascorbic acid binding. The record is from RefSeq and is a predicted model, not a curated record. Gene Ontology annotation, biological process: peptidyl-lysine hydroxylation. The transcript is spliced from 20 exons.